GCUAGCAAGUCUAAAAUUAGAUGGAUUCUAGAAAUUUGAGAGAAUGUGGAAAUUUGUGGGUUUCAAAGUUUGAGAAUGUGUUUAACUCUUUGCAAACGCAGAUAAUUAUCGUUACAGAUUUCGACGAGACUACACUGAUGCAUGUAUGGUCUCGGUCUUUCUCCCGCAAGGGUAUCCUGACCAUGAUCACAAGCUUUUCCGAGUUGUCACGCCAGAUUAAGAAAUACCAAGGUUACAUCACGCGUCCACUUUACCUUGUCCUUCUCUCCACGAGGGAGACCAUGGAUGAGUUCGCGAUGGCCACCAGACAGAUCGAUAUCUCCUUUCCCGUCUGGUUCGUGAUGUUCCUACCGUACCGAGAAAAUCCUCUACGGAGAGUUUGCCAGAAUCCCGACGGGAAUCCCUUUAAUUUGAUGUUCAACACCGAAAUGCUGGUGCUCUGUUACGAUCUACCGAUCCUGAAAGAAUGGUACGCGUUGCGUGACAAUCGUACCAGAAUUUCCAACUUGGCCACCUGGAAACUUGGCGAGCCGGUGCACGUCACUGCGAAACUCAAUUUUUACGGGAGAAGAAGCAACAUGUUUGGGGAAACGAUGCGUAUUGCGAUCGUCGAGAAGUCCUCGUUCGUCGCGAUGCAAAAUGGCGAGCUGACGUUGUUUUUCGGCCGCCUGGUGCAGGAGUUGGCGAAGUUGAUGAACUUCACGGUCAAAGUGACAGAGAGCAUGACGAAAUACGGAGCUUGGAGCAAGGAGGAAAAAAAAUGGACGGGCAUAAUAGGCGAGGUGGCCUCGAACAGGGUCGAUUUUGGCGUGUCCGAGUUCAGUCUCAGUAGCCAAAGGUUGGACGUGGUGGACUUCACCGUGCCGUUGCUCCUGUCUCGGCACAAGAUAUACUUCAAGAAACCCGAUGUCUCCGUCGUUCAGUGGUCCGCCUACUUCAAGACAUUCCAUGUGGACAUUUGGAUCGCCAUUAUAUGCAUAAUCGUGUCGUCCCCCAUUUUGUUGGCGAUCAUCAAGACGAAGGGUCGCGUAACGAUGCAGGUCCUGUCCGAUAAUUAUAUUUACGUUUGGGGAAUAUAUUGCCAGCAAGGGUUGGCAGAAUUUCCGAGCGAGACUUCGAUGCGAUUAGCCUUCCUAUCGAUUUUUGUAUCAGCUUUAGUUACACUGUCGGCUUAUUCCGCUUCUUUGAUCAGUUAUUUAACGGUCUCCACGACUAGUUUGCCGUUUUCCACGCUGGAAGGAUACGUGGCCGAUGGAUCUUACCAGCUGAUCGCGUUAGAAAACAGCGCGGACUACGACAUGAUAAUCUCCUAUAAACACGGUGUAAUAUCGAAACUGAAGAAACUGUUGAAGAAGAAGCAAGAUUUAGCCCCGACGGUGUACGAAGGUUUCUUGAAAGUCUGUUCCGAGAAAGUGGGCUUUUACGUAACCAGGGCAUUAAAAGAUGCCAUGGGGUCCAUGCCCUGUGAAGUUGUCGACAUAGAUGCAUCCACGUUCGACAGCAUGGCUCUCGUCCUGCCGAAGCACAGUCCGUACACAAACAUCAUAAACUACAAUUUGCAGUGGUUCAAGGACAACGGAGUACUUAAUAAAUUAAAGAACACGUAUUUUAAAAGAAACAGAUCCAACGACAGCUGGUUCAGCAAGGUCUCUUUGGACAGCAUCGCACCAAUUUUAGCUGUACUAGCUGGUGGAAUACUUUUGGCCUGUUUCAUGCUGUUGCUGGAGAAACAGUAUUGCAAGAGCGAUAAACUCGGCUGGAUUUAUCGAUUUUUAUUUUGUAGAACAUACGCUGAGCGAAAUCUCGACGCGAAUCGAAGUGUGCAACGGGGACAGGUUGCAAGGUUCGUGAAAGGCAAAAGAUCAAACAACGAUUACAGCAAUUACUAUGGACAAUAUGAAUGA
Messenger RNA from Megachile rotundata (alfalfa leafcutting bee), 1904 nucleotides. RefSeq names its product putative glutamate receptor. Gene Ontology annotation, cellular component: membrane. NCBI's taxonomy places the organism in Eukaryota, Metazoa, Arthropoda, Insecta, Hymenoptera, Megachilidae. The record is from RefSeq and is a predicted model, not a curated record. Gene Ontology annotation, molecular function: ligand-gated monoatomic ion channel activity.